AUGGUAACGCAGUUUCCCUUGGAUUAUAUGCAUCUAGUGUGUUUGGGCAUCGUGAGGAAACUGCUCCAGACCUGGCUCCGGGGUCCGUUAACAGUAAGACUCCCGGCAUUAAUAGUAGACAGGAUGUCAGGCAAACUCCAGUCAAUGAGGCCCUACGUGCCAAUUGAGUUUGCCAGGAGACCACGGACGCUUAGGGAGUUGGCCCGUUGGAAGGCGACUGAAUUCCGACAGUUCUUACUGUACACUGGCCCUAUGGUGCUGGCGGGAUUCCUGGACCGGAACAUGUACUACAAUAUCAUGCUUCUGUCAACUGCUAUAUCCAUUUUGGUAAGCCCUGAACAUCUCAACCUUGCUGACUAUGCUGGACAAAUGCUAAAAUCUUUUGUAAACCAUUUUGGUGAGCUGUAUGGGACAGACCAGAUUGUGUACUAUGUCCACUGUCUGGUCCAUCUGGCAGACGAGGUGAAGAGGCAUGGCUGUCUGGACUCUUUUUCAGCAUUCCCAUAUGAGAACCACCUCGGGAAAAUAAAAAAACUCAUUAGAAAAUCUGAGUUCCCUUUAGCUCAACUCAUUCGGCGUCUUUCAGAGGUUACAGCAACCAAAUUGGAUGCUGCUGAAUCAGACAUUACACUGAAAAGGGAGCAUUUUGUGGGCCCAAUUGUUGUUGGCAUGGGAGUUAAUGCACAAUAUGGGGAAAUGCGAGGUGAAAGGAUGCCUUUUCAUCUAAUUGAGUUCCAGGAGAGCAAGGACAUUGCUGUUGUGCCAUUUGACUGGUAUGAUGACAGGAUGGUGUACUGGCCCAGUUUUAAGAGCACUGAACGUGUGAAAAGGGCAGCUGCUAACGGGGAGAAGCAUGAGCCAAACUGGCCAAGAUACGAUGUGAAGGUUGUCAGAACUUGUGACAACUACAAAGACGCGAUUAGGCUAAUGAAUCAGUAUCAGACCGGCUGCAACACCUCUGAGCUACAGUCUGACGCAGAGCAGGAGGGUGAGCUGCCGGAAAAAAGAUUCAGGAAGCCAGUCCACCGUUUUGGGGACUCUGAUGAGAGUGAGGACGAAAAUGGUGACUUUGCAUCUCUGAGGAUGCCUGGUGUAUCAGCUGAAGCCUCAAGCCAAUUGCACUGGCAGACUCCACCAUCUCGCCGAGUGCCAGGCAGCAGAGUAAAUACUCAACCUGGAGAAAACUGUCUAGCACCUGACUAUGGGGCAGGACAGCAAAACCCUUUACCACCUCAACUCCUUGCACCCGCAUUUAACAUUCGCAGAGUUACUCAAGGAACGGCAGUCCCUCCACCCCCCGCACCAACCCUCAACAUGCGGCCAACAGAGGAAGCCUGUCCAAGCCGGACAUAUAGACCAACAUGGCGAGGGGGAAGAAUGGCUGAUACCAUUCCCUGUUCUGCAGCUGAGGUCCACAUCCUUAGCCUGCUGGAAACAAUCAAACAACAACAGGACCAGCUUGUGGCAAAGGUGAACUACCUCACCAGCAGGCUGAACAGCACCCCGGGGCCAGAUGUCGAGAUGCCUGAAAAUAUCCAGUUUCCCCUGGAACAAUUGGGGGCAGUGGAGGCAUUUGAAAUCUUUUUAAAAGAACCAUCAAAUGGCCCAGCUCGACAGAGAGUGGUGAGUUUUCUUAUUUAA
Messenger RNA from Rhinichthys klamathensis goyatoka, 1641 nucleotides. RefSeq lists its product as uncharacterized. The transcript is spliced from 8 exons. The record is from RefSeq and is a predicted model, not a curated record. The coding region runs from base 1 to 1641 and encodes 546 amino acids. NCBI's taxonomy places the organism in Eukaryota, Metazoa, Chordata, Actinopteri, Cypriniformes, Leuciscidae.